CAUGAUUAGAACCUUUUCCUCCCAUGUUGGAACCGUUACAAGAUUAUCUAUUCUCACUCAACCUAAAUUCACCAGUAAACAGUUUUCUACUAUUCAUAAAGAUUUCACACCUUGUAGGAGUUAAUUUCAAAGUGAUUGUCAAACUUUUGGUUUCCAAGUCCAAACAUCUUUAACCAAUUUAAUCAAAAUGUCAAUAUCAUUCUCACAAUUGACCCGAACUCACAUGAUCGCGAUCGGAGUCACUGUUUUACUAGCCACGGCCAUUUGCGUCGGAGUUUUGGUCUCAAAAAAAUCAUCAAGUUCGCAAUCAUCAACAUCUCUUUUCGCCACGUAUAAAGAUAAAUUACUUCAACUUGAUCAUGCAACUCAAUGGAAAAGUUACACUUCAGAAACAGUGUCUUUAGACGGAGCUUUUGAAGCCGGAGAAGAUUCAGAUGGCAAAAAGAUUUAUCCAUGUCGAGCUAGUUACUCAAGAGAUCUCAUGUCAGGAACAUUCAAAUCUAAUGCAUGUUGGGUCACUUAUGGUGGUAGAGCUUAUUCUCAAAGUACAUUUGAGUUACUCGUAACCAAGAACCCUUCUGCACUCCUUUGGUUGCCCAACUCAAACGGUGGAGCCUACAAUGGAGCCAUAGUAUCUGGAAUGACUUACACUGACGAUGAACUUUUAGCUGCUCGGGUCAGCUUCUAUUACUAUUAUGCUGUCGGUAAAAUGCAUGAUCGUUAUGCCUCUGCAUAUGUCCCAAGAGGAAAUACAGAAUACGAAACAAAAGAGUACGAAGCCCUCUGUGCAGUCGAUUAUUCUUUGUGAUUUUGAAUCGAUGCAUUUUGCAUUAGCUGAUUAUUUACAUGCAAUUUCAAUUGUAAUUUAUUGUUGUCAAGUAUUUCAAGGCUAAAUAUAUUUGAUUAACUAACAAAUGA
Molecule: messenger RNA, 918 nt
Organism: Tetranychus urticae (two-spotted spider mite)
Lineage: Eukaryota; Metazoa; Arthropoda; Arachnida; Trombidiformes; Tetranychidae
Product: pfs47 receptor
Source: RefSeq, a predicted model, not a curated record